CUGUGCCCCUGUGCUACAUGCAUGGGGGAGAGCGUCCGGACAGAGCAUCCACGACAUGCCCCUAUGCUACAUGCAUAGGGGAGAGCGUCCGGACGUAGAGCAUCCGCGACAUACCCCUGUGCUACGGGAGAGC
Messenger RNA from Acaulospora colombiana, 133 nucleotides. The record is from the annotation of a GenBank genome assembly. NCBI's taxonomy places the organism in Eukaryota, Fungi, Glomeromycota, Glomeromycetes, Diversisporales, Acaulosporaceae.